GCGUCGGGAAGCUCCCUCGCAAGGCUCCAGCGCAGCUCCCACCACGAUGCCCGCGGCUUUAGGGCUGCUGCUGCCGUGGCUGAGCCUGGUGGGUGCCCUGCAGCCGGGGCUGGAACCCCCCGAGUUCGACCCCACCGAGGCUGGGGCCGUUCUCUUCGCCGAUGCCUACAACAGCACGGCGGAGAUCGUCCUCUUCCAAAGCGUGUCUGCCAGCUGGAACUACAACACCAACCUGACGACCGCCAACGCUGCCCUGCAGGUCGAGGCAUCGCUGGAGGAACAAAACUUCACAGAAUUGUGGGGGAAGAAAGCCAAAGAGCUCUAUGGCAACAUGUGGAGCAAUUUCAGUGACCCACAGCUGAAGAAAAUCAUCGGCUCCAUCCAGACCCUGGGGCCCUCCAACCUGCCCCUGGACAAGCGGCAGCAGUACAACACCAUCCUGAGCGACAUGGACAAAAUAUACUCCACAGCCAAGGUGUGCCUUGACAAUGGGACCUGCUGGGAUCUGGAGCCAGACAUCUCAGACAUCAUGGCCAGCUCCCGCAGCUACAAGAAGCUCCUCUACGCCUGGGAGGGUUGGCACAAUGCUGCAGGCAACCCACUGCGUGCCAAGUACGAGGAGUUCGUGACGUUGAGCAACGAGGCGUAUCAGAUGGACGGAUUUGAGGACACAGGCAGCUACUGGCGCUCCUGGUAUGACUCCACCACCUUUGAGGAUGACCUGGAGCAUCUCUACAACCAGCUGGAGCCACUCUACCUCAACCUGCACGCUUUUGUCCGAAGAAAGCUCUAUGAUCGCUAUGGCCCCAAAUACAUUAACUUGAAGGGCCCCAUCCCUGCUCACCUCCUCGGCAACAUGUGGGCUCAGCAGUGGAAUAAUAUCUAUGAUCUAAUGGUCCCCUACCCUGAUAAGCCUAACCUGGAUGUCACAAGCACCAUGGUGAAUCAGGGCUGGAAUGCCACCCACAUGUUCCGGGUCUCGGAGGAGUUCUUCACUUCCCUGGGACUGCUGGAAAUGCCACCUGAGUUCUGGGACAAGUCCAUGCUGGAGAAGCCAGCAGAUGGCCGGGAAGUGGUGUGUCAUGCCUCAGCGUGGGACUUCUACAACCGCAAGGACUUCAGGAUCAAGCAGUGCACAACAGUGACCAUGGAGCAGCUGUUCACAGUGCACCACGAGAUGGGCCACGUGCAGUACUACCUGCAGUACAAGGACCAGCCUGUCUCCUUCCGUGGUGGGGCCAACCCUGGCUUCCAUGAGGCCAUUGGUGAUGUCAUGUCCCUGUCCGUCUCCACCCCCAGCCACCUCCAGAAAAUUGGGCUCCUCAGCAGUGCUGUCGAGGAUGAAGAGAGCAACAUCAACUACCUGCUGAAGAUGGCUUUGGAGAAGAUUGCCUUCCUGCCCUUUGGCUACCUCAUCGACCAGUGGCGCUGGAAUGUGUUCAAUGGCCGCACACCCCCGAGCCGUUACAACUACGACUGGUGGUACCUGAGAACCAAAUACCAGGGUAUUUGUGCUCCAGUUUCGAGGAAUGAAAGCAACUUUGACCCCGGAGCAAAGUACCACAUCCCUGGGAACACCCCUUACAUCAGGUACUUUGUGAGUUUCAUCCUCCAGUUCCAGUUUCACAAGGCGCUGUGCCAGGCGGCCAACCACACCGGUCCCCUGCACACCUGUGACAUCUACAUGUCCAAAGAGGCUGGAGCCAAACUCAGGGAGGUGUUGAAGGCUGGAUCUUCCAAGUCAUGGCAGGAAAUCCUGUUCAACCUCACUGGCACGGAUAAGAUGGAUGCUGGGGCGCUCCUGGAGUAUUUCAGCCCUGUCACCACCUGGUUGCAGGAGCAGAACAACAAGACCAACGAGGUGCUGGGCUGGCCUGAGUUUGACUGGCGUCCCCCUGUCCCCGAAGGCUACCCUGAAGGCAUCGAUAAAAUAGUAGAUGAAGCACAAGCUAAAGAGUUCUUGUCCGAGUACAACAGCACGGCUGAGGUGGUGUGGAAUGCUUACACUGAGGCAUCUUGGGACUACAACACCAACAUCACUGACCACAACAGGGAAGUCAUGCUGGAGAAGAACUUGGCCAUGUCCAAGCACACCAUUGAGUAUGGCAUGAGAGCCAGGCAGUUCGACCCCUCGGACUUCCAGGACGAAACUGUCACCCGCAUCCUCAAUAAGUUGAGUGUUCUUGAGAGGGCAGCCCUGCCAGAGGAUGAGCUGAUGGAGUACAACACCCUCCUCUCAGAAAUGGAGACCACAUACAGCGUAGCCAAGGUCUGCAGGGAGAACAACACCUGCCACCCCUUGGAUCCUGACCUCACGGACAUCCUGGCUACCUCACGGGACUAUAACGAGCUCCUCUUUGCCUGGAAGGGCUGGCGGGAUGCUUCUGGGGCGAAAAUCAAGGACAAAUACAAGAGAUACGUGGAACUGAGCAACAAGGCAGCUGUGCUGAAUGGAUACACAGACAAUGGGGCUUACUGGAGAUCCCUGUAUGAGACACCCACCUUUGAGGAAGAUCUGGAGAGGCUGUACCUGCAGCUGCAGCCCCUAUACCUCAACCUGCAUGCCUACGUACGUCGAGCCCUGUACAACAAAUAUGGAGCAGAGCACAUAAGCCUGAGGGGUCCCAUUCCUGCUCACUUGCUGGGCAACAUGUGGGCCCAGUCAUGGUCCAACAUCUUCGACUUGGUGAUGCCCUUCCCAGAUGCCACCAAGGUGGAUGCCACUCCAGCCAUGAAACAACAGGGCUGGACGCCCAAGAUGAUGUUUGAGGAGUCAGACCGUUUCUUUACCUCCCUGGGCCUCAUCCCCAUGCCGCAGGAGUUCUGGGACAAGUCCAUGAUUGAGAAGCCAGCAGAUGGGCGGGAGGUGGUGUGUCAUGCCUCAGCCUGGGACUUCUACAACCGCAAGGACUUCAGGAUCAAGCAGUGCACCGUGGUGAACAUGGAUGACCUAAUCACAGUGCACCAUGAGAUGGGCCAUGUGCAGUACUUCCUGCAGUACAUGGACCAGCCCAUCUCCUUCCGUGAUGGAGCCAACCCUGGCUUCCACGAGGCCAUCGGGGAUGUUAUGGCCUUGUCUGUUUACCCGAAACACCUGCACAGCAUCAACCUGCUGGACCAAGUGACAGAAAAUGAAGAAAGUGACAUCAACUACCUGAUGAGCAUCGCCCUGGACAAAAUUGCCUUCCUGCCUUUUGGAUACCUCAUGGACCAGUGGCGCUGGAAGGUGUUUGAUGGGCGGAUCAAGGAGGAUGAGUACAACCAGCAGUGGUGGAACCUCAGGCUGAAGUACCAGGGCUUGUGUUCACCAGUACCAAGGUCUGAAGAUGACUUUGACCCAGGGGCAAAGUUUCACAUCCCUGCCAACGUCCCCUACAUCAGGUACUUUGUCAGCUUCGUCAUCCAGUUCCAGUUCCACGAGGCGCUCUGCAAAGCAGCUGGGCACACGGGACCCCUGCACACAUGUGACAUCUACCAGUCCAAGGAGGCCGGGAAGCUGCUGGGAGAUGCCAUGAAGCUGGGUUUCAGCAAGCCAUGGCCUGAAGCCAUGCAGCUCAUCACGGGACAGCCCAACAUGUCAGCAGAGGCCCUGAUGAGCUACUUUGAGCCCCUCAUGACAUGGCUGGUGAAGGAGAACACAAAGAACGGGGAGGUGCUGGGCUGGCCCGACUACAGCUGGACUCCUUACGCAGCCACCGAAUUGCACGCUGCCACUGACACAACUGAUUUUCUGGGCAUGUCUGUCGGCACCAAACAAGCCACUGCGGGCGCCUGGGUCCUGCUGGCACUGGCACUUGUCUUCCUGAUCGUCUCCAUUUUCUUGGGUGUCAAGUUGUUCUCAUCAAGGAGAAAGGCCUUCAAAUCCAGCUCGGAAAUGGAACUGAAAUAAGGCAGCCACAGACGGGGGAGCGCAGACAGGGUGCGAGCGCGGGCACUUGGGCAGCUGGUGGCAAUGCUGAGGGCACUUCUGCCCACGAAGCCAUGGGUUUCCACAGCCCAGGACUCCUGUCUCCAAUCAGGUUGGACAUUUUUUUUUCCACUAUGCAAGAGCCAAAGCAGAAAAGAGCUAUUUAUUUGCCAACAUCUGCAUAAAAGGAAGAGAAAUUCAGGCACCGGCAGGCACGGAGCCAUCAGGGACUGCUGCUGUGCCCAGGGGGGAGUGAAUCCAGCGUGAACCCCCACCACCCAUCUCCAGCCCCUGUGCCAGGAUGGGCAAAGCCAUGGGGGCUCCAAGUGACAGAGGGCAGGCUUGGGAGGGACAGAGCAUGCUUCUGACCUCUGCCCAUCCCUGGUUUGCACACUGCUGGGCUGUUCAUUUGCAUGGAUGAGAAAUAAACCCAUGUCUUGUCACCCCCA
Messenger RNA from Meleagris gallopavo (turkey), 4356 nucleotides. RefSeq names its product angiotensin I converting enzyme (gene ACE). Gene Ontology annotation, biological process: proteolysis. The record is from RefSeq and is a predicted model, not a curated record. NCBI's taxonomy places the organism in Eukaryota, Metazoa, Chordata, Aves, Galliformes, Phasianidae. Gene Ontology annotation, cellular component: plasma membrane. Gene Ontology annotation, molecular function: metallopeptidase activity; peptidyl-dipeptidase activity.